Messenger RNA from Cryptococcus deneoformans JEC21, 1133 nucleotides. RefSeq lists its product as hypothetical. The record is from RefSeq and is a predicted model, not a curated record. NCBI's taxonomy places the organism in Eukaryota, Fungi, Basidiomycota, Tremellomycetes, Tremellales, Cryptococcaceae. Bases 66 to 578 code for a protein of 170 amino acids. The transcript is spliced from 5 exons.
CGCACCUCACCAACCAAAUUCCAAAUUGCUCACUCUUUACAACCCUUUGAUACCCCAACCACGCCAUGUCGGAACCACCUGAGUACCAGAAACUAUUAAACAAGGACACAGAGUCGUUUGACGUGGAUGUCGAGGACCAGGCGCCGACCUACCCUCCGGGCCCUAGCGACUUCGUGUCGAGGGUGAUCUUUGUAUAUGCCCCCCCUCGGUUUGGAUUUGACGAUCCUAAGGAGUAUGUAGGCUUGGUAGGGAAGACGAAGGAGAAAACCAUCCAAAACAUAUGUCGUUAUAUCCCUGAACUGGCAGAAUAUCCAGCCGACCACAUUUCCUUCCGCUUGAGCUCGACUGCAUCGGCUCACCCUAGAAAUUGGCCAGUUGUAACCGAGGAUAUCUGGUUCACCUUCGUGUCAGAUCCCCCUGAGAAGCUGGGCGUGAUUGUGGAGCCGACGCAGAAGGACAAAGAUGCUAAUCGCGCCAGACAAGUAAAGAUUUCCAUAAUCAUCGUAUGCUGCUUCAUUGGAUUUUGGGGGCUGGUCGCCGCUAUUGUUGCUAUGGGGGAUCAUUUCUUUCCGUCGUAACCCAAAACAACACUGCAAAACUGAGCGUGAACCUUCUUGCGAUGAUAGUACACCUGUAUGGUGUUGUAAAGACUUGAUAUCAUAGGUCCCUAGGCCGACACAAAAGGGAAUGGAAGCCAGAAAAAACGACGAUCAACACAAGUAGAUAUUCAUAUAAUUGAUUUUCCCCUUAAUUCACAUCUCCCACGACGAGACUUGGUCAAGCACGUCUGUUAGCCCCCCUCUUCCUCAUGCUAUUGAGGACGAUUCAUCAAAUUCCGAAACACCAAUGAGAUCAUGGAGACCCACGAGGAUGUCAAUGAGGCUGUCAUGGAUGAACAAUGCUGUUCCGGUUUCUUCCCUCGGUCUCUUAUCUCGGUUUCGAGACUUUGUUUCUCAUUUUCAACUUGUGUCCUAGCUUCUGGUUCUGGUUUCUAGGACUCGUUUCUCAUUCUCAUUUUCGUUAUUACUCUCGUUCUCUUCCCCCAAGUUCUAGUUCUCUUCUCUUUCUCUUUCGUCUUCCCAUCAAUACCAUAUACAUCGUCUAUCUUUUAUUAUACAAUUUACGAGUAUUCA